Molecule: messenger RNA, 3107 nt
Organism: Dreissena polymorpha
Lineage: Eukaryota; Metazoa; Mollusca; Bivalvia; Myida; Dreissenidae
Product: spermatogenesis-associated serine-rich protein 1-like
Exons: 9
Coding region: 213-959 (248 amino acids)
Source: RefSeq, a predicted model, not a curated record
GCAAGAUAAGCUAAUAAGAUAACUACCAGUCGUGUGUAUGUUACUAUGCACGCCAUGAAGAAAUAAUUUACUUUCACUUUUAUUAGAAAAUAGAUCAUAUAUUACAAUGUUGCACGUAACUACCGAGAUUGGAAAACCUGGGAAAAUUGAGCGGGAGAGGAGACAUUUUCCGCAAUUGCAAAAUCAGCCUGGCACGACGAUAUACAAGCCCCAUGGCCGCAGGUACAUCCCCCACGGCUAUGGCAUGUAUGACGAAUGGAAGCCACACCCACAGAACAUCCAACCAAAAUACACGGAUUCAGGGCCUGAUUGGAAAUCGCGCAUCAAGUAUAUCGCUGACCCAGCCAACCCCAAAUAUCCGGCGGCAGAAAUAUUUGAGACCAACUGGAAGGCGAUGCGGCCAUAUCCUUUUAAAAGUUGAUUUCAGAUUUAGUCAACUGAGGAUUCCACAUCAUGUCAUGGCUUGUUAUCUGUAUGGGGCGAUAUUGCAAGACACGUACAUGAACUCAAGUAACGAGUGGCUUCUGGACCCGGGCCUUUCCAAUCGAGGGAUGAAGUGUCACUUCAACGGCCGCCACCUGGCAACACACACGUCGGCAGAUGAGAUCACACACAGCAUGUUGUUUGGACGUGGAAGAAAUUUGGAGACGAUAGACAAGCGUAAUGGUAUCGGGGAGAGUGCCCCUGGGGACAAGCCAUACAAGACCCCGGAGUAUUCCUCCCAAUUCCACAAGCUGGGAUCCACCCUGCCUGUCAUUGACUUUGGUGCUAACAGCCCCUGGCAUCAUCAGCCAGACACGUUUGUACCGCUGCAGCCCUCCCUAAACGAGCCCAGGGAGCCAUUCAGAGUAAAGGCACGGCUAGAGGAGAAACAGUCCGAGAUGAUGACCGUGGCGGCGCUAGAUGAAUGGCGCCCCGCCACACCACUAAAACCUGAGAAAAUUGAUGAAAAGAAGUAACACUCAACCCCCAGUGUGUGGCAUGGAGCAGUCGAGACUCAUUGGCUUCCAAACUUAUGUCCACUUAAGUUUACAGCCUGGGAAGGAUUGCUCGAAACUGUAACAGCCAUUUAAAGUAACAUUCUGUUAAUUUAAGACCCCCACCAAAAAAAAUGUAAAAGCCAUAUUGUUUUCAAACAUAUGCAAAUUAUUUGAUGGUUAACAAUAACUUGAUUAAUAAAUAAGUGGCUGUUGCUUAACUGGCUGUUAAAGUUUUGAGCAGCCUGGCCAAUAUAAAUUAAAUUCAAAUUAAAUAUAAAAAAGCAUCAUUAAACUUAGGGAAUGAAAACACUUGCAGUAUAAAAUAAGAACUUAUAUAUAUAUAUAUAUAUAUAUAUAUAUAUAGGCCCCAUAGUAGGACAUGUGAAGAUGUAUGAAGACAUUUGAGGGCUGGCAUAUGAGGGUGUGUGUUUAGCAACAGAUAACAGCCAUAAGUAUUCUUAAUGUUGUUAAUAAAGUAGACUUCACUGAUUUUGCUUUAUCCUUUGUUUCAAACAAACAUUCAACAAUGAUUGAGUCUCACUGUGAUAAGAACAAAUAUUUUGCUCAAGUUAAAAAGGUUACAUUUAUUUAGUUAUUCUUAACCACACCAAAAUUUAUUGUAUUAAAAUGUUGUGAUUUGUCUUACUAGUUUGUCAAUCACAUUUCAACUUAUAAAAUUCUCUUUCACUGCAAACUUGGGCUUGUUGGCAAUUAUUUAUUUCUAUUUGUUUUAUUAUUUUUCAAUGAGUUGAAUGUUUUGCAAGGAUAUCAUUAAUUGAUAAAAAUGCUGAAGGUUUAAAAUUGUUUGGGUUUUUUUUUCUGACAUAAAAUGAUAGGUUUUGGUAUUCAGCAAACAAUAUUCAUAUUUGUAAUGUAAACUGCCUUUUGUUUCUCUACCUUACUCAUUUUUUACACCUGCUGUGUGUCUUUAGUUUAUUUGUAAAUCAUGUUUAUAUUUUAGCCUUGAUAAUACUUUUUACUUCAGACCUGUUUAUUUAAUGUUGUAAAGAUGUUAUUUCAGUAUUACAUACAUAUGUGUGAUAGUAUGUUUUAUACAUUUUUAACCAGGUUUUCCGAAGGAAAAAACUGGUUAUUAGAUUGGCGAAUGCGGGCGGGCUGGCUGGCUGGCUGGCUGGCGGGCGGGCGGAACAAGCUUGUCCGGGCCAUAACUAUGUCGUUCAUUGUCAUAUUUUAAAAUCAUUUGGCACAUUUGUUCACCAUCAUUGGACGGUGUGUCGCGCGAAAUAAUUACAUCGAUAUCUCCAAGGUCAAGGUCACACUUUGAGUUCAAAGGUCAAAAUUGGCAAUAAAUGAGCUUGUCUGGGCCAUAACUAUGUCAUUCAUUGUGAGAUUUUACAAUUAUUUGGCACAUUUGUUCACCAUCAUGGGACGGUGUGUCGCACGAAAGAAUCACGUCAAUAUCUCCAAUAUCUCCAAUGUCAAGGUCACCACAACUUAAAAUAGAUUUAUUUUGAAACAAACUUACAAAAGGGGUUAAUUUUUUUUGUUCAUUUCAAAAGUUCAGUUUGAGUUGUCUCUCUUAAUCAGAUUUUUUUUUCACAAUGAAAACCUGUUAUCUUAUUAUUAUAUUUUAUCUGUGAUACAUCGCAUAUUGUUGAAAUGUUAUUUUUUUACACCAUGCUUUUCAUUAAAUAGCAUUUAUUGUUGGUGUGUGUUUUCUACUACUAAUCAUUUGUUAUUAUGCUAAAAAUAAUUAAUUCCUUACCUGUAAAAUGUUUUUAAAACUGUUUUUAAUCGUCCAUAUUGAGCCUGUCUUUCUUACAUUGAAAAAUUACAAAUGUAUCAGUAUUUUAAAAUUUCUACCAGGUAAUUUCAUUGUUGGUCCAUGAAUAAUGUGAUUUCGGUUUCCAAAAAGAAAUCAAUGAUGAUAUAUUGAGCAAAAUAAAUAGUUGUUAACAUGCAAUAAUAAGCAAAUUAUACAGAUGAAGAUAAAUUUGUGGAAACAUUCGCCCUUUUUGUGCCCCAUAUAUAAGUUGUAGUGUGAAUUGUACCGGUCUAUUUCAUUUUUGCUUAACAAAUAAUGUGUGUGCAAAUUUUGUUUCGUUUUCACUUUACAUAAAUAUGUUUAUCAAUUGUUACAAAUAAAUAAACAUGCUAUAAAUCUAA